Striga hermonthica is the source of this 1611-nucleotide messenger RNA. The record is from the annotation of a GenBank genome assembly. Lineage: Eukaryota; Viridiplantae; Streptophyta; Magnoliopsida; Lamiales; Orobanchaceae.
AUGAGAGCCGCAGCCAUUGUUUUGCUAGAAAGAAGGGCCUUUGGAGCAAUACGUCGAACACUUGGAAUACCUUUUAUGCUCCAUCGAGAUUUUCGCCCCACUCUCAGUUUAUGCACUAUAACAUCACCGGACGGAACCUUAAAUCACGCGAGAGAAAUUUCGUCGGGAUCUGGAGAAGAAACAACUCAAGGAGAAGCAAAUAGCCUAGGCUUGAGGAUCGAGAAAUUAGGGAAAGGUGAGUCCGUGGCCACCGCCUUCCAGAGCUGGAUGGGCGACGGGCUACCCAUCCACGGUGGCGAUAUUUUCCACACUAUCAACCGUUUGCGCCGCCUCAAGUCCACUAAGCGGGCCCUUGAGGUAAUGGAGUGGGUCAUAAGGGAGAGACCUUACAGGCCAAAAGAGCUGGACUACUCGUACCUACUCGAGUUCACCAUGAAGCACCAUGGAGUUUCACAUGGCGAGACCCUUUUCUCCCGAAUCCCAUCCGAGUUCCAAAACGGGCUCCUCUAUAACAAUCUCGUGCUCGGCUGCCUAGACAGAGGCCUCAUAACUCUCUCUCGGGCUUACAUGAGGAAAAUGAGGGAAUUGGGCCACCCUAUAUCAUACCUGGUUUUCAACCGCUUGAUACUUCUCCAUUCCUCCCCGAGCCGCCGCAAAUCAAUCCCCAAAAUCUUGUCUCAGAUGAAAGCCGAUAAAGUCACCCCUCAUCCCUCCACAUACAAUAUCUUGCUAAAGAUCGAGGCCCACGAGCACAAUAUCGAGGGAUUGGUUAGAGUCUUUGGCGAAAUGAAACGGGCCUCCGUCGAACCGAAUGAGAUCACUUACUGCAUUAUGGCUGUUUCUCAUGCCGUCGCCAGGCUGUACAUCACGUGUGGGUCCUACACCGAAAAAAUCGAGAAGUCAAUGACGGGUCGUAACUGGUCAACACUGGACAUUCUCGUGAUGCUGUACGGUUACCUAAGGAGUGAGAAGGAGCUGGAGAAGACAUGGGCUCAAAUUCGAAGUCUGCCGCAUGUCAGGAGCAAGAGUUAUGUGCUGGCAGUCGAGGCCUUUGGGAGGACCGGGAAUCACAGUCGAGCAGAGGAGAUAUGGCUUCAGAUGGCAUCCGAAAAGGGAAUAAAAUCGACCGAGCACUUUAAUUCGAUGAUUGGGGUUCACUGCAGGAAUGGGCUCGUUACGAGAGCCACCGGGUUGUAUAAAGAAAUGGAGAAAAGACUGUGUAAGCCAAAUUCCAUCACGUUCAGGCAUCUGGCCCUCGGCUGUUUGCGGGCCGGGCUUGUGAAAGAAGGUGUUAGGACCCUUGAAUUGGGGAUGGGAUUUGAGACGAGCGAUAAAGUCAAAAGGUCAACCCCUUGGUUAGAGACCACGUACUUGAUGCUAGAGAUUUUUGCGGACCUUGGUGACGUGGAUAAUGUCGAGAGACUGUUUGAGGAAUUGAAGAGAAGUAAUUUUACGAGGUACACUUUUGUGUACAAUUCGGUAAUUAAGGCGUAUGUGAAGGCCAAGGUUUACGAGCCUAAUCUCCUCCGGAGGAUGAUUUUGGAUGGGUGUAGGCCGGAUGCUGAGACAUAUAGUUUAAUGAAGCUGAUAGAACAGUUCCGCUCAGGGUAA